AUGCAAGUAACCAGCAAACAUGGAGGCGGCAGUGUGAUGGUGUGGGGACUCAUGUCUUCCAGAGGUGUUGGCGAGCCCCGUAAAGGUAGGGAAACGACAGUGGAAGAGCGAAGGCUUAUUAUGCAGCUGCAUAGUGGUGGAAAAUCAUAUGCAGAAGUAGGCAAGGUCACCAACCGAAGCCGAAAAACUGUAUUUAGUAUCGUCCAGAUAUGGAAAGAAGAAAAAACUCUCGUCAAUCGCCCACGACAGGGGCGUCCUCAGAAACUCACGAACAAAGACAACAAGAAGAUAUUUCGAACGGUGAAAAACGAUCCCCGGACAACGGCCCCUGCUAUAGCUGCAGAACUGGCAGAAGGCGUUGACGCCGAAUUUAGUUGCAGAGCAGUGCGCAGAUGCCUGAACAGUGCUGGGUACAAUAUCAGAGUGCCAAGGCGCAAACCGUUCGUCAGUAAGUGUAACGCAAAAAAGCGGAUGGUAUUUGCAGAAGAAAUUGUCGGCAACGAUGUGACCUUCUGGGACAAGAUUCUGCGGAAUGAUGAAUGCAAAUUUACUCUGAGCCACUGGACGGCCGCUGUUUAG
Messenger RNA from Schistocerca serialis cubense, 579 nucleotides. RefSeq lists its product as uncharacterized. The transcript has a single exon. Gene Ontology annotation, molecular function: DNA binding. The record is from RefSeq and is a predicted model, not a curated record. Bases 1 to 579 code for a protein of 192 amino acids. Gene Ontology annotation, biological process: DNA integration; DNA transposition. Lineage: Eukaryota; Metazoa; Arthropoda; Insecta; Orthoptera; Acrididae.